This is a messenger RNA of Podospora bellae-mahoneyi, 1779 nucleotides long. RefSeq lists its product as uncharacterized. Lineage: Eukaryota; Fungi; Ascomycota; Sordariomycetes; Sordariales; Podosporaceae. The record is from RefSeq and is a predicted model, not a curated record. Bases 798 to 1658 code for a protein of 286 amino acids. The transcript is spliced from 2 exons.
UCAACCCAAGCUUCUUCUUUGUGUUUUGUUUUGCUCUCUUGAUGUCAUAUCAUGACAUGUUGCAACAGGGAUAGCAUUAAAACAACAUGCGUUCUCAGUCUCGAACAGUCUCUUCAUCAUCUGUCAAGAUAAAUUCCCUCCCCCAAAAAAAGGACAUCGGCACUUCCACUCACUCUAACACAAGCUGCAUGCAGCAGCUCUUACCACAUACCUCGCACUAAGGUAGUUAGGUACUACCAGUCUGCAAACGGGGCUGCAUCUCACCAGUCUUAGCACCAUCAACAUGCCCGACAACCGUUGAAAGCCUGAGCACCGAGGACCGAUUGAAACUUUGUUUUUGUGGUUCUUUUCUCUCCGUGCUCUUUGUUGUUGUUGUUGCUGUUGUAUCUUUUUUUGCUUGUCCAACACAUAUGUAAUCCACUCCCCCUGGUUCACUAAUAACCCAUCUCACAUACCUCUUUGAUAAUGCUGUGUGAAGAAGAAUAGAAGACGAGAGUGAAACGCCUGUUGGGGCUCUUUCUUUAUUCUUUCCACUCGUUUAUUUUUCUUUUUCCCUCACAGUAUUGUUAUUUCACACGACUUUCACCUCCUAUCUUACUCUACCCUCCCUCGCUGGUUUUAACGGUGGUGGUGGUAGUGGUGGCGGUAGUGGUAGUGGUGUGUCGUCAUAAUCCUGCCCGUUAGGAGGAGAGCCGUUGACGGAUGAACCUCCCUCCCCUUCCUGCUCAUAGUCGCGGGGACUCGCAUCAACCCACCUACCUUACCAGCCCGUUGGUACCCGUUAUCCAGUGUUUUCAAUGACAUCCCCCUUCGCAACAAUGACCUCCUUCGGACCGCCCCCGGGCUUCACCCCCCCCUUUUCCUCCUCCCCAACCUCACCACCGUCAUCCUCAUCCUCCAACGGUGACAAUGGGUUGUUCUCCGCUGACCAUCCUUGGGCAUGGGUCCUAAUCCCAGUAGCCCUCCUCACAACCCUAGGCCUCCUAGCAGCCUGCCUCCACAACUCCCGCCGCCGCCGUGCCGCCCGCAAACAAGCAGCCACAACACUGCUACUUAACCACCCACGUCGUCCCGGCCCCCCAGACUCAACCCAGGUUACGAUCCGAGAUCUUGAAUCAGGGUGGGUGAUUCCCGGACGGGAGGCAGCAAGGUGGGCUUGGCCUCCUCCGGCGAUGAGAGAGGAGGGGUUGAAUGAACUUGGGGAGGCGCCGCCGCCUUAUGAGAAUCAUAAGGAGAAGGCGGCGGCAGCGGUGGAGCUGGGUGGGGAGGGGGAGGUGAGGGAGAUUGGGGAGGGGAGCAGUACACAGAUUGGGCUGAUGGAGUUGGAUGGGCGGGAGGUGGUGGUGAGGGAGGAGAGGAGUUGGGUUGAGGGGGUGGAUGAUGAGAUUGAUACUAGGAGGGUUGGGCCUAAUGGGGAGAAUGGGGAGGUGGAUAAGGAGGGGAGGGGGUCUGACGGUGGAAGUGAGGAUGAGGAGGAAAGGGGGCACAGAGAAAGGGAAAGGAAAAGGGAAAGGGAAAGGGGGAGUAACAGCACUGAUCGUGCGUAUGAUGUUGCGGAGGAGGUAGUUAUCACGCAGCCACCUCCGGCGGUGCUACGGGAGACUGACAGUGGGAGGCAGCAGCAACGGGUGGAUGAUGGGAAGGGGAAGAAAGUGUGAUGCUGCGUAGAGCUGGUUGGUUUUGCAGAUAAUUUGUUUGGGGUUACACAAGUGGUCAUGGAACCAAGCCAAAAGAGAAAGAAAAAAAAACUGCCUUUAUUUUUGAACAUUCCAAACCAUG